GGGUUAAUUUCUUCACGCGGAGAGCUUCCGCGGAACAAGACUUGGAACAACGCUCGAAGAUGGCGGUGGCGUCGGUAUCGGUGCUCGACACCGAUAGCUGCUCCGUUUACUAAUCGAUCAUCCCGGGUGUCGGGUGUCGGGAGUCGGUGCAAGUAGGUGCAAGUAGGUGCAAGUAGGUGCAAGUAGGUGCAAGUAAGUGCAAGUAGGUGAAAGUUGGUGUGCCUAUUUGAGAGGACGCAUACUGUGCGAGGACACUUGCGAGCGAAAGAAGAGUUUCGAAGAUAUGCAGGUGUGCGAAAAUAACUGUUGCUCCUGCAUAAGCAACCCGUGAUACAGGUGUGUUGGUGCGAGAUGCUGGCUGACACUCUAUCGGAAAAAAUGUCGAAAAACCACGACGAACCGACCGAACAGCACACCGUUUGAAAUCCCUCGGGGUAUCUUUAUACUCGCCCUCUUCUCACACCAAACGCCAAAUGGUCACGAUUAUGAUGAGAUAACGAACGCAGAAUGAGAUACAGCGGCAGUAACCUUCUCGGUUAUGCAGUCUCCGCGUUUAUUCUAUUUGUUACUGUCACUCGUGCGGAGAACGGUGUCUCCUGCAAAGAUCAUCAAGGACGAUCUUACGAAACUGGGGUAUCCUACAUUCUUGGCUCGAAUCCUUGUACGUUGUGUGUUUGCGAUAAUGGCAAUCCGAAACUUUGUAGAGCAUUCGUUUGCACCAAAUUCCCAGAGGAAGAUUGUAAAUCUUUCCUACGUGGAGAUAGUUGUUGCCAGUAUAUUUGCCUGGAUGAUACCUUAUCGUCUCUAUUAAAUUACAAAACCGAUGGAAUUGGCAACAAUGCGACCGAUACUACUGCAAAUUACGAUAUAGGGCUGAGAUCUGUUGCUAGUUUUGUAACGGCUGUGUUGUCACUGAGCCUAUUAUUUUUUUUAAUACAUCGCUUACGCCAAAGAAAAAUAAGAGUUUGCGUGGCAGGAAGACAGAACAGACAAUUGGCAGAGGACCAAAGAAAUUUAGGUAGUAUGGGAUACUUGGAACGAGACGGAUUAUCGUACGGCGUUCCUAUGGAUGACAUUCCAUGUGGGGCUAAUUAUCCGUUAUGGAAGCCACCCAGCAAUUAUUUUCCGCGCGGAGAAGCUCCACCGCCUUACGAAGAAGCUGUCGCAGCGGCGAGAGCGGAACAGGCCCUUCUAUCCAUGAACCCUCAAGCGCUUCCGCAACUUAAUUUUCCAAACAGUUAUUUGACCGAUGUCACUAAUCGUACUAAUAUAUCGCUUGUAGGAAGCACGCAAAGCGGCAUAAAUGGCAAUACGUCCACGCUGAUAUGCGACAAUAGUAUUGCAGAUUCAAGUGGCUUAACAUCCACGCCCAAUAGACCAAUUUCAAAUCCAAAUAUAUAUUCUAGCUAUCGCCAAUCCAAUCAAAAUGAAACAUCUCAAGGUAUCAGUGUAGGAACAUCCACUACGAAUUUUACCAUGGGGACGAAUACUUACGAGAACUUACCGACCACCAUCGGAAUUCCAAACUUUGCCAAUCAGCAUUCCGAUGUAACUGUACAACCCGUGUCAAACUUGCAAACCUCCGUUUCGAAAAAUUAUCAGACGCAUACUACUCUUCCUCGUCAAACGGCAGGAGCAUUUACAAUAUCCGCGACUUUGUCCAAUUCUAAUAUAACUUCUCAUCGUACAAUUCCUAGGACUUUAACCUCCACUCGUACCGCUACCAAAUUGCAUGGUAUCAUAAACGAUUAUUCCAAGAAUGAAUUGCUUCGACCCUCGCCGACCAGCGAUUCGUCAAAUUUAUCAUCAUUGAUUGCGCAACAAGAUGUAUUGACCGACAAAGAAAACAGAAAUGCAACUACAUUUUAUCAAGAGGUACAACUACAACCCUCUUCUACUCCUUCUUCGUCGAGACAACAACAGAACGAAACACACCAGUCGGAUCACCGACCCGACGAGACUCAUACCUACAAGCCACCGCUGAACGUGGCCAAUGAAAUGAACGACGAAGGAAGUUUCGAAUCUGUGGCAUGCACGUGUAGCAUGCAAGCCCUUCCCACUCUUCACGAUGAUACCGACGACUACAGAAGCGAAUGUGAAAAUUGCAAAAGUGCGACAGGUUCUCGUUACUAUUUGGACAACGAGAUUGAAUUGAUUACAUCUCCGCAUGAAACGAUGACGUUGCACAGAAGACCAGACGAAACAACGUCGAGUACUACUCCUCAAUAUUACAGAACUUCACUUACACUGCCCAUAAGUACUCGUCAGCGAGCCAGAAGUACCGGAGUUCGAGAAAAUUGGUUCAGCACCAUGCCACAAAGUUCUACAGAAUCAUCGGAUGAAAAUUAAUAAUCGCGAGAGUAUGCUUUACAAUUCUCACGUCUCGCGUAGGUAUUAAGAUGAUUUAUGAUGCAUUACCAUUAUUCAACUUUAGUAUUACGACGAAAGAACAAAUUUAUGAUUCAUUCAAUUGCGAGAAACUCUAUCACAUUAUUGUAAAUAGAAUCUUAGUAUCACCAAAGUAGUAUCACCAAAGUUAAAUUAGUUACACACUUCUGUUUCCACAUCUGAUCUUUUCUGUUUCUUCUUUGCUUUUCAUCUGAUUCUGCUACAAGAGCAAACUCUGUUAUUCGCUCUCUUCGCUUAUGUUUUUUAUAUGCUCGAAAUAACGAAUAUUUCAAAAGAACAUAAUUUCCUAACGUUUCCAAGGCUAUUUCAACUUUGUUUCACGUAUAUCAUUCGUUACGAAUCACAUUUCACCGAAAACAUGUGAAAUCUUAAUAUCUAUCAUUAUCGCUUCAUCUCCAUUCACCUCGUUUUCACAAGAGAUUCUUUUUUAUAUUUCUUAUCAUAAAGAAUACUCGCAUAUUUCUAGUAACCAAAUAACAUACCGAUAUGAAAAGAGUAGGCUGAUUUAUGCUCUGUAAAUACAUGAUGCUAUAAACAACUAGUGCAUUAACGUUCGGUUCAUUUUUCAAGUAUACCGUUGCCUUUUGCGAAAAUCAUUCACGUGAAAUUCUAAAUGCAACAUUAUCAGUAACACAAAUCAGGUGCCAAUUUGAACUUCUCAUCGUGAUUACAUAUUUCUAUCGUUAUAUAUUUAUAUCGGCUGCCCUAUCAGUGUGAUAUAUUUGAAUUUCUAUGUCGUCGACAGCUAUAUUUUACUUAUACAUCUUAUGCAUACAAUUACGUCCACCAUAAUAUCGGAAAAUAUCAUUUUGGAUUGGUUGAUAAUGUGUGUUAAUGAUUCAUAGAUUUCUCCUUAAAUCUGAAAUAAUUGCAAUUGAUGGUUUGCAAUUGUUUAAUGCUCUGUUCAGUUUACGAAAUGUGCACGUUCUAAAAUAUUCACAAGAUAUACAUAUCAGUGAAAAUUAUAAGGUCAUAUUAAAUUGCGUAAGUAUGACGACUUUCCAUCGCUGUUAAAUUUAGGUCACCGAACUUGUUCUAUAACGUUGUGUUAAUGGUACGUCUUUGCGACGUAUAUAAUAUUUAACAUUUCAAAUGAUUCCAUUCGUUUGAAAAAUCUCAGAUUUUUCAUCAAUUUUAAUACAUAUUACAUAUACGUACAUAUUACAUUUUUUUCCAACUAUUGUACAGAACAUUGUUCAUUACCAUUCUGUUCUUAUAUAUACGUGCGUGUACGUGUGUGCGAGCGAACGUGUGUACUAUGUAUGCAUUUGUGAACUGUCUAGGUAUGUAUACGCGCGCGAGAACACAUGGUAUAUCACGUUUGAACUCAGGAAAUUCGUACCUUUCGCUUUUUAUAUCUAACACCAUUACCAUGGCAUGUUUCUUUUCAGAUUUUCUACGAACAAGUGAAAUGCAGAUGAGAAACGUCUCAUUUAUUCGUUGAAUUGUUUCAUCGCACGAUCUAUCGUAAAAAUGUUUGCCGACUCGAAACAAAAUUGUUAUAAAACUAAACGUUUUUAGUCUUAGCGAAGUAAUAUUCCGUUCAAGGAAAAUUAUAUUCGUUUUAAGAUUGUAUAAUAAUACACACUUUUGGUACAUGCUGUGCGCGCGUGCAUUGAAUGAACGGUUUCAUAUUUACGAAUUGCAAUUACAGACCAUUUCAUUGUGUUGGACGUAAAGAAGAUAUACAUACAUAUAAACAUUCCACUUGCGUAAUCUUAACCGUAGUAAUUUCGAUGUUUAGUUAUUGCAUCGGUAGCAUUUAAUUAUCCGAGCAUAAGUUAUGUUUAUCAAUUAUGAAAGGUUUUUGUAUGAACUGAGGUGAAACAACGCCUCUCGUUAUAAAAUGUUCGAAGAAUAUGAUUCCUGAUUAAUUAAUUGAUUUGUUUGUUUUGUUUGUUUCGUUUGUUUCGUUUGUUUCGUUUGUUUCGUUUGUUUCGUUUGUUUCGUUUGUUUCGUUUGUUUUGUUUGUCUUGUUUGUUCGUUUGUUUGUUUGUUUGUCCGUCUGUUUGCUUGUUUGCUUGUUUGUUUAUUUAUUUAUUUAUUCGUGUAUCUAGUUUCACAACGUUAUGCGAUGCUUCACGUGGACUCCCUUAAUUGCUCCAUCAGAAUUUUAACAAUGUAUUAGCUGCAAAACGUACGAUUAUACAUGAUGUAAGUACGACGAGUCUCAUAACGGUAGUAUCGACAAAAUCUUUUAUCUGUUCAUUCUGAAAUGAAAAUUCUAUUGAAACAGUAUAUAAUUUUGCAUGCAAACUACAGUUUGCAAACAUUGUUUUCGCGUUUUUCUUUGCGCAUAGAAUGUACAUUACUACGAUUGACUUUCGAACAUCUCAGUGUGCCGUGGUGAAACAUUAUUUGCCAAUACCAGCAUCGACGUUUACGUACGCGAGAUUACAUGGAUGGUAAUACUUGAAUAUUUUUAUCAAGCGCGAUGUAAGCUGUUAUGAUUUUGAAAUUUCGUAACAGAGCCCACAAAGCGAACAGCGAUUCAACUUGAAACUGUUUUGAAUUUCAGUAUUUGAUAAGUUCGAUAAGCACGUGACAAACUUAUCCAUGGACCUCUGAUUGAAAAAGAAAACUGAAUUUCCUUGAAAUGCACAUAAAUAUUUGAACCAUUGACAAUCUGUAUUCUACUACUCCGUAAUAAAUACUAUCAAUUAAAAGCAUCAUUGACACCGACACACAAUUAUGUGAAUCGGUGCUUUAUUGGGGUAUUUAAAUGCAAAAUGAAACGAUACAAUAGUAACAAUAGUACGAGAGAAACAAAGCGUGUAAUGUUUUGCAGAUAAUCCUUUAUUGUAUAAUUAUUCUACAAUAAUUACAAUUUUCAUAUUUGUAUAAUGUCCCAGAAUUGUACAAGAAACACAUACGACAGUAUCGGUGAACAAAUAUUGUUAUUUAAGACUAAAAGUGAGAGACGAGCAUUUGAAUUUUGGUCUGAAUCGCAAUUAUUAAGAAAAACGAAACAAUGGACUCUACCAUAUGAAAAUAUUUUCAAAGUGAUAUUGAAAAUACAUCUCUACUACCUACAUCGUGGAAUUCAGCUUUAAGGACUUUAAUGUUGUUUAAUUGCCUCUCUCGAUAUGUUUCUGGCAUUAUAAAGCAGAACACAUACAUGUAUGCAUACAAACAUGCGCAUUAAUGUAAAUCUACAAAGUCUACAACGUGUAUUGAAUGUCAACAAUGUAAAUUAACGUAGACUUCGGACGAUUGUUUGCACCAGUCAUUCGAUAAGUUUUAAUUAUGUAUUAGAAUUGUUCUUUCAAAAUCAAUGUGCCUCAGCCGGUAUAUAAGAUGAUUGAUUCUCUUUGAUUUUAUAACAAACGAUUGAUUCUUUCAGUUUACAUUGAAGAGAAACGGCGAUAUUGUAAUAGCCAGAAAUCUUCAAAGAACCGUGUGCAAAAGAACGUAAAGUUCUGAUGAACGAUGCUAUAAUUAAAUUUCAUUUUAUAAAAAUACAUCAGAAAUGGAAGUAAAGACGAUGUGUAUAUAAAUACGUACCACAUAUAUACUUACUUACUUACUUACUUACUUACUUACUUACUUACUUACUUGUUUACAUAGGUACGAGCGCGCAACGUGCGUCGCACAUACACACGUGUACAUGCAUUCAUACCUAUACACACAUACAUUCAUACAUAUACACGUACAUACGUAUACAUACAUUUACUAUUCUCGCAAGUAUAAACGGAUUCUGACAAUUGGAAUCUCUUCCUACCAUAGUCGAUGCGUUUCGUGUGUUCAUUGAACUCGACUAUAUUCCAUUUCUGAAAGAAAUGUGUUCAUUAUGUAAGAAACCUCUUUCUAUAAUAUGUAAAAAUUACCCAACAAGAAAUGGUACAACAAGUUCGGUCAACAAACAAAUUUGAGAAAAGAUUCGAAACUCUUGUAGUUGAAACGGUAUAAAAAAUUCAAAUACAUUACUGAUCGUUUAGCGAUCCGUAGCAUUGUAAUAUAUUUAUCUGAGUAGUUUUAGAGGAGAACCAUUAUUGCGCUUACU
Molecule: messenger RNA, 6412 nt
Organism: Nomia melanderi (Alkali bee)
Lineage: Eukaryota; Metazoa; Arthropoda; Insecta; Hymenoptera; Halictidae
Cellular component (GO): membrane
Source: RefSeq, a predicted model, not a curated record